Messenger RNA from Macrobrachium nipponense, 5142 nucleotides. Its product is annotated as ceramide kinase-like. Gene Ontology annotation, molecular function: ceramide kinase activity. The record is from RefSeq and is a predicted model, not a curated record. Lineage: Eukaryota; Metazoa; Arthropoda; Malacostraca; Decapoda; Palaemonidae. The coding region runs from base 331 to 1860 and encodes 509 amino acids. The transcript is spliced from 9 exons. Gene Ontology annotation, biological process: ceramide metabolic process; phosphorylation.
UAAACAGUGUUGGUCAGGUACUCGUAGGAGUAUGGUGCACGUUAUCGUGCUUUCCGUCGUUUAUAACUGUUAUUGCGUUUUGUAGUGUUAAUAAUGUGCCGUUUCCUGUGAUAAAAAAUUUUACUAUCCACGAGUGCGAUUUUAUUUCGGUGAAAGGAAUUAUUUCAUCCGUAGAAUUACUUGCGUGAAAGCAAAUCUAUCGAAUAGCAAUUAAUAACCACUCGCAGAAAUGGCGCGGAUUACAGAUAGCUAGAGUGAGUGAUUAUGGAAGGCGUUUGAAAAACAGGCUACCAUCUCUUUAAUUAAAUCCACCCUCGCCAGCCAGACUAGAUGUCUGCCAUGCAUCUUCAAGGGACGUUUUACAUCCUGAACAAGCGAUGCAAAGUUACCUUGACGAACGAUGGAAUCAGCUGGGAACCAGAGGGUACACCUGACUUGUUCCAUCACGUAUCAGCGUCCGAGCUCCUGGGCUGUUGGCUCUGCCCCAAGGGUUCGGCCAAAUGUUGCCUCUACGCCCACCCCACAGCGACGGGCGGGCCUUUGUCCGUGGGCGUGGGUGUGGGAGGGUGUAAACAUUCCGUGGGGAAGGGCGCCGGUGCCGGACUGACGUUGGAAUACUGCGAGAGAGACAGAGGCCUGAAGUGGAAGGUGAGGGACGUGGUCCUCCAUCACGCGGCUCCGCAGGUCCUUUUAGCCUGGCACCACGCCCUCUGGACGCUGCUCAACGGGAUCCCCAACCGGCCGAAGAGGCUGCUGGUGAUAGUGAACCCUGUGGGAGGGAGACGGAAGGCCUAUCAGAUCUACAAUCAGAAGGUGGCUCCGCUCUUCCGCCAUGCUGCCAUUCAGACAAGGGUGAUCUCGACCGAGUAUCGGGGCCAUGGGCGGGAUAUCGUGGAAAACGGCAACAAUCUAGCUGGAAUGGAUGGGGUGGUCGUGGUGGGCGGCGACGGUUUGGUCAACGAGGUGGUCACGGGACUGCUGCUGAGAGCAGCCUACGAUUCCGAAAUUGAUCCCCACCAGCCAGAUGUAUCCUUACCUCAGACGCAAGUUAGAAUCGGAAUCAUUCCAGGUGGCAGCACCGAUGCAACUUGCCACGGGACGCAUGGCACCAGCGAUGUUGUAACUGCUGUCCUUCACAUCAUCAUGGGUGACUGUCGAAAUGUUGAUGUGGCUGCAGUCCAUGCCAGAGGAAGACUGCAGAGUGUAGCAACUACAAUGGUAUCCUACGGUUACUUUGGAGAUUUGCUGGAAACCUCUGAACGUUGGCGAAAACUGGGCCCUUCUCGGUACUUGGUGUCUGGCGUAUUGCAGUUCCUAAGGAACCGUUCCUACGAAGGUCAGCUCAGCGUGUUGGCUCCAGAAACGCCCCUUGCCCAACCUGGUGACUCGAAGUCGUGCUGCCACCAGUGCAGCAUCUGCACGAAAGCUUCCAAAAAUUCCCCUUCUUCUGGAGAGUGGAAACAGUUUACUGGUAGAUGGAGUGUUGUAACUUCAGCUGUGGUAUCUUGUGCAUGUCGCCUCACCCCUCAUGGCAUCUCACCUUCUGCCCAUUUGGGGGAUGGAUGUACUGAUCUUAUUUUGGUGUCUGGCGGGUCAAGAUUGCGUAUACUUAGUUAUUUAUAUAGGACCAGUUGCACUGGAAAUGCUCUUAGUUUGAACCACGUCAAAGUUCAUCGCGUAAAAGAAGUUCAUUUCACACCAAAAACGCCUGGACCAAAGUCAACUUGGAACUGUGAUGGAGAGCAACUUGAUGAGCCAGCUCUUAGAAUUAAGAUUCAUUGCCAGCGUGUACAGAUGUUUUGCAGAGGUAUUGAAACUUGGAAUGAUUUGCAAAAGCCAGUACCCAAGAAGUCCCCAUGAUCAACACAUGCCGAACCUCCAAGUACAUACAUUCUCUUUAGUCUAAAUUGCAACGAAUUGUUUUUGAGAGAGAGAGAGAGAGAGAGAGAGAGAGAGAGAGAGAGAGAGAGAGAGAGAGAGAGAGAGAGAGAGAGAGAGAGAGAGAUUUUAUUUUUUAUUGCCAUUUUCUUGACUACGCUAAAAGUGCUAUGAUUUUACGUGUAAUUAACUGUUUUUUUAAAUGUAAUCUAGUUACCUUCGUUUGAGGUUUUUAUACACAUGUACUCUUCUCUCUACCCAAGUCCAGUAAAGAUCAACAAAUGUAAAUGUAAGCAUCACAGGGGUUCAGCAAGUCUUACUACUCAAGAAAUGUUAAUGUAGCACAACAUGAUACAAUUAAAGAUGGGGUUGUCAAGUCAUUUUACAAUUGGAGUGCAGGCAAUGGGAGAGGAAGUUGAACUACAAAAAUGACUUUUAAUGAGUUUUUAUGGCUGUGUAUUCUAUUAAGUCAGAAGUAUAUAUAUCUUUAAAGUUGAAAAAGUUUUUUAUUAAUGAAUUUUUGUAAUAGUUAUGAAACAUAAUGAAGUCAUUCAGUCUAGUAUUUAUAAUUUUUCUGUUAUAAUCAUUGUUGUGUGUGGAAAGAGUACCAGAUAACAUACCAGUAAUUAUGAAUUUGAAUUUAUUGUUGACUGUAUCCUUUGUUAUAAGACUUAAAAAAGCUUUACUGAAUACAUUUUUAUCUAUUCAAAAUUGUAUAUACUAGCAAGACUAUCUACUGAAUAGUCUAUGAACAGAAAGAUGUGACAUGAGAGAGGGACCAAUAUAGAAUGUGACACCUGGAGAAUUCAUGAAAAAUAGAGGAGCUUCAGAAAUUUCAGGAAUGGCAGGAAUUUAAUAGAAGCAGCUUUGCAACAAGUUACUGAUGAGCUUACCAAGUCAUAAAAGUUUGAUAAAGAAAAAAAUAAGACCAGUAGAGUUGGGUAAAUAAAAAGAUCCUCCCAACAAACAAACUGUGCACUCCAAUGUGCAAAGACUGCUCGAGUUUGAUAUGAUGAACUGGCAUGUAGGAUAUGAUAGUAAUGGAGGUUGCAUGCAUGGAAUUUUGGGCUGGUGUGAUUAGUAUUUGAUAAAGGUGCUGGGAAAAAAGUUUGAAAAUCAAUUGUUAAAUUUAGUUGAACACCAAGGAAAUCAGAAACAGGUGCAAUUAUCAUCAUUGUAAUUACAUUGUAUGUUUUAAAACUGGUCAUGCUCUUAAAAAGAUUUUGAAAUUAUUGCCAUUAGUAUGUUAUUCUGAUGACAGGACUACUAUGAUACAUUUUUUAUUUAGUCCAUAUUAUGGUAUUUGACAUAUCUGAUUUUUUUUUUAAAGCAGAUGCCCAUAAUCUGUGAAUUUGUGUGAUAACUGAAGUGAGAGUUAAUUACGAGGAAAAAUACAAAUAGCAAACAAGCUUUUGAGGAUUACAAGCUUGGGUAUUUGAAAUAUUGUGUCACAGAAUAAAUCACUUGAAAAUUAGUGGUAAUAUCACCAGUAGCUCUCCCAAUAUCUUUGUAAUAGUCACCUAUUCAUAGUAUUUAACUGGAUGUUAAUAACACCACACCCCUAAUACUUAGCAUAACUUGACAUCGGUAAAACUAUGUAUAACAGCAUGGUAGCUGAGGUUGCAAUUGAGUAUAUGAAGCAGUCUAGACAAAACUUUCAGAACCAAAUAAUCUAACUUGCAAGACUGUAGAAAAUCAUCUCAUAACUUUUGAAAUGCACAUAGCCAUAACUUAGUGUAUAUGGCAUCACAAUACGUCGGUGUUUGACAAUUCUGUCCCAUUUUAUAUUUUUCAUAUUCUAAAUUUAAACAUUGCAGUACAGUAUAUGUAUGGGAAUACAUUAUUAAAAUUGACAAAAUUCAAUACAAGCUAGUAGAACACAACCUGAUUAACUUGCAGGGUCAAAUGAUAAUUGGGUAUGAUAUCUUAAACUUCAUGUCAUACUUGGUGACCAUUUUUUAAUAGUGGGCUGUGACUGAUUAUAAAAUAGAGAAAUUUUAUAUUUAUAAAAUGGUCUUCCUGUUAAAUGUGAUUCUAGAAUUAUUUUUUGAGCUUCACUGACAGUAUAACUUGGAGGAGAUUUGUGCUGAUGAAGUGAAGUAGCACUUUAUUUGUAUUUGAGCUCAUGCAAGUAUCAAUCUCAGAAGUGCAAUACCUGACAGAAACUAAAUGUACAAGCAUUUUACUGUAAUGCACUGAAAGUGCUGUUAGUAGAAUAAUGUGUAAUCUAUAUGUAGUGCCAAUGUUUCAAUGUUGUAUGGUGGUACACAGUCGGACUUCUUGAAAAUACGAGUGCUAAAUCCAUAUAGUAAUAUAGUAAGUGUUUUACGAAGUGAUAAAACUUCCGACAUUAAUUACAGUACUGAUUUUUGUCAAUAGAAAAACAAUUCCCAUUGUAUAUUAAGUUUUUAAAGGGUUUCUAAAAAUAUUUUAAGUCUAGUUUUUUUUCUUUGGUCUGGCUAAAUACUUAAACCUAGAUAAAGAGAGGGAUCUAUACAUACAGCCUUAUUUCUCUACAACGAAUAAGGAGUCUCAACACAUUUUAUCAUGGAACUCUACAAAACCUCAAUAUUUUAGAUGAUUUUUUUAAUAUCCCAUAUAAGAAGGCAUUCUUAAUGUUGAGAGUUCUGAUAUCCCAGAUAAGAAGGCAUUCUUAAUUUUCUAAUCCAGUUUAGGAUUUGCUCAUGGCCUGUCCACACUAGCAGGCAUGCCCGUUGGCCCACUUCCAGCUGUUUAUAUUUUCUCGCUUCUGAAGCAGUGCUACCAGAUAAUUGCAUCAUUCUGGCUAAAUAAUCAGUCAGUCAGUAUAGGGGAAUGGGUUUUGGGAAGUGUGUUUGCCCAUCGGGCAGUGCCUGCUAGUGUGGAGAAGUUCAGAGCCAAGCAGCAAACUAUUGACUGUGAUAUGAUACUAUUAUUAAUAAGUGUAGUUAUUACACGAUGGAAACUGGUAGUAGACGUUCUUGACAUUACAUAACUUGCUGCUAUUCAUUUAAAUUCCCUUCUUGUGAACUAAGGGCAACAAUAAAAUACUGUAGCUAUAUAAAUUUGAUAUAUUACAGUCUUUCUAAAUUAUGUAUUCUUUGAAAGGAAAUUGCAAUUGAUCUUAGGCAAUUCAUUAAAUACUAUGCAUCAAUGAUCUGUUAAUAUGAAUAUUUUGUGUGUAUUUGUAGAUACAAUAUAUAUUUGCACAUUCCAAUAGUUAUGUAUAUGUAAGUACAGUGCUAUAUAUGUAUAUUUGCAUACAAUAAAACUUGUCAGUAAACA